AUGCCGUAUGAUGACGAUAGCUACGAAGACGACGAUAGCUACGAGGCAGCAGAUGAUGCAUAUGAAGAUGAUGAUAGUUAUGAAGCUGACGACCAACCUCCUCCACCUGUACCUCACGGCAAUGAUAUAGACGCCGACAGCUAUGAGGACGAUGGUGAUAGCUAUGAAGAUGAUCCACAUGAAGCAUCUUUGAGUGAUCAUCAUCCUCCCAGACCAGUUCCUGGUGACAACGACAGCUAUGAUGAUGACAGUUACGAAGCAGAGGAGACAAAUGUUCCUAUUCCGCCCCCACAACAUGAUGAUGACAGCUACGAGCAUGAUGAUGAUGAUGACAGCUACGAACACGAGUCACCGGUUCCUCAAAAACCGCCAAGCGCACGACGAGGUGGCGACGACGAUAGCUAUGAACAAGCCGAUGAUGACAGCUAUCUCCCAGAUAAUAUCCGCCAAAAUCCAGCCCCCUUUUCACCAGAACCAUCAACCAGUCGUAGGAGUGGUGACGACGAGUAUGAAGAGGACGAUUCUCGAUUCUCAAUACCCCCGCCAGUGGCGGAGUAUGCAUCCGAUUCGGACGAGGAAAAAACUGAGCAAUCGGUUCCGUUCGACGACGAAUAUGAAGAAGGUGGCGAUAGUCAGAGUGAGGUUGGAGACAUUGCUGGGGCGACCGGGAAUAUUGGUUCUAACCGCACUGAAGUGGCGCCACAGAAAAACGUGGUCAGGGAACCCGACAGCAGUGAUGAGGAGGAUGUCUACGCUGAAGAAUCUCAGGAUGAUGACGGUGACACACAGUCAAGCUGGGGGAACCAUGGUACCGCACAGUCCAGUGCCAAGCAAAUGCCUAUUAGUGAUGAUGACUCGGACAGUGAUGACUCUGAACCAAAUCCAACGGGAUUUGUUGACAGCGAUGAAAGCGAUGACUCGUCGGAUGAUGACGAAACGGGUGCACUGAAAGGAUACAACUUUGAUAACGAUGAUUUCUUUGAUGAAGACAACGAUGAUGAUAGUGACAACGAUGAUAGUGAUGGCGAAUCUGAACCGUUUCAAAAGAGGCAUGAUACAAGGCAAUCCAAUCCUGGCAAGGACAAAAUGUCGAUAUUCGGUCGCGAGGUCUCUGUUGCAGAGCGAGAAAAGAGUUUGUUUGCAAAGGAACGAAAGAUGAACAGAUAUGUGGCUCUUGCCAUCGCAUGCAUAUGUAUUGCGGGCAUUGUAGGUGUGAUUGUAUACUUUGUUACGCCAUCUGACGAUGAGCCCGCAGCAGUUGCACCCUCACCAACACUUGGACCCUCUCCAUCGCCCUCGUUAGCUGUUCAAAAUACUGUCGAGAGUCUGUACUCAAUUGCUCUCAGUACAAAUGAAGUACCGGCUGCAAGCUUAAUCCAGAGUAUGGAUCUACUUGCUGAACAAGUUUUCAAUGCAUCAAAUGUCAAUGUUGGAACAAUAAGGAACCGGAAGCUUGCCAUUGUAGGCGUGUCGCGCCCGUCCAGUUUGGAGGCUGCAUCGACGAGUAAGGACUGUUGUGCUUGA
This is a messenger RNA of Cylindrotheca closterium, 1524 nucleotides long. NCBI's taxonomy places the organism in Eukaryota, Bacillariophyta, Bacillariophyceae, Bacillariales, Bacillariaceae. The record is from the annotation of a GenBank genome assembly.